Messenger RNA from Macrosteles quadrilineatus (aster leafhopper), 2094 nucleotides. RefSeq names its product stAR-related lipid transfer protein 7, mitochondrial-like. Gene Ontology annotation, molecular function: lipid binding. The record is from RefSeq and is a predicted model, not a curated record. The transcript is spliced from 8 exons. Lineage: Eukaryota; Metazoa; Arthropoda; Insecta; Hemiptera; Cicadellidae. The coding region runs from base 485 to 1855 and encodes 456 amino acids.
GGGUCGACAGCUGGCGAUAGCUCUUCCCUUCACUGUCUUCAGUCUUCACGAUCGUCUUAACUCAUUGUUCUUUUCUUGUUAGCCUUACUUUGUUGUUGGUGCAAGUUCCAUACUACUUCCAUAUUCAUACAAACCUUUGUAUGUAGCUUUCUAGCUGUGUUACACUCACUAUUCAGUUGUGUCGGGGUCGAUUUCAUUUUGGAGAUAAGUUUAGCUAUACUUGAACCUGGAAGAAGUCAGACAGAAAAGAGAAAAGAAGUAACUUAGGCCUAACCUUAGGAAUUUUUGUGCUGGUGGUAACUUAUUAUUGGUAACUUUGUUUCUAAGCACAUUUCAAACAGAUUUAAAGAAGUGUUAAUGAAGUGAAUGUGAAUCAAUUUUGUCUCCAAAUACGCCCUCUUUUUGUAAAUCGCCCACUUUUUGUAAAUAAAAAAUAAACUGAGUUGAGUUUCAGAGAUUUGUAGAAACUUAUCCUUGCACCUAAAUGCAUAUUAGAUCCUAUAAGUUCUUUCAACAAGCAAGUUUUUGUAAAUCAUCAUUUGGCACCACCUCUAAAUUUCAAAAUAUAACUCAGCUGUAUCUAGGCCUACUUAGGCCUACUCGUCAAUCAUCAAAUGUUGCAAAUAGUGUACAAAGAACCAGGGGUAGAUUAUGUCCACAGCUUGGUAAAAGUAAAGAAAACUGUGGGUUGGUCAUAUGUCCACAAAUUUUGUUGAUGUUAUUCUUAAAUAGCCUCAAAAUAAUUCCAAACGUUUUGAAAACACACUCCGUGAAGAUUGUCCAGAAUUGUGUUUUGAACUGCGAGUAUGUCUUGGCUCAUAGGAUCAGAAGAAGUCAACAGAUAUUGUGCCUGUAUUCCAAGCUAUGGGACGAUGUUAUGCUAAGAAAUUGUUUAAAGAAAUUCAAACAAAUAUUUUUAAGGCGUAACUUUUUAUUCAUGUUUAGUUCAACCAUUUUAUCAUCUUUUGACUGGAACACGGAAAGGAUAACCGAUGAAGAUAUUUUGAGGUAUUCAGCUGAAAUGAGCUUGAUUGAAUUUUUGAGGGACAAAAGAAAAGCUUGUCUCAAAGGUAAUAGCCGUCUGUCAGAUUGUGAUUGCCCUGUAUGCACUGCAAAAGAUUCUGAGUGGCAGUCAUUUGUGGAGGAGGAUGACAUUGUUGUGUGGAAAAGAGAAGACUUUGAUAAUCAUGGAAAAGGACUUUACUGUUAUAAAAUGUAUGCUCGCUAUGAAGAUGUGACAGCUUAUGACUUUCUGGAAGCCCAAAUAGACUUGGAUUAUCGUCGGUCUUGGGAUACACACGCUGUCAAACUUCAGCUUGUAGAUUCUGAGCCAUCCACCAACAGUGAUGUUAUUUACUGGGAAACAAAAUGGCCGAAAUUAUUCAGUAACAGAGAUUAUGUGUUUAAACGGCGCUACAGAAUCGACAAAAGGCGUAAUCUAAUAUUUCUAGUAAACCGCAUUACAGAACAUCCGUCUUGUCCAGUGGUUCCUUCUAAACAGAGAGUAACAGAAUACUGGUCAUACAUGGUCAUCAAACCUACCACAACAUUUGAUAAGCCUGGAAUAGAGUUCAGUUUGACAUAUUUUGACAAUCCUGGAAUUAAAAUGCCAUCUACACUUUCUCUAUGGAUCACAAUAACUGGAAUGCCAGAUUAUCUCAAGAAACUACGGCUCGCAGCAUUAGGUAUGGCUAGUCGUCGAGGCGACAACCCGAGUCCCAUGGCUCAGUUCGGCAGUGACAACGGAGGUUUGACUACGGAAGUGGACACAGAUAUAUCAGUAACCAGCAAUACCACAUCUUGUGCCUCUACCAGGUUGAUGGAGAGCCUUAGACAGACACUCUUCUUGUUUUAACUGGUCUCAAGACAACUACAGAUCCAAUAUCUAGUCAUUAGGAUUGAGUUAGUAGGUCAUAGCGUUUAGACACGUAUAUUACAACUGUAGAAUGAACAUUUAUGUAUCAGUACAAAGUUGUUGUUAUAUUUUACAAACCAGUUAACUUACUUAGUAUUUCUAUUAAUGUACGUGUUAAUGUAUAUAAUGUAAUGUUUAUAAAAUUAUGUCAUAAAAUUAAUUUGUCACUAUUGCUUUGA